GCUUUAAUCUAAAUAUGCAGCUCUUAUGUGGAUUCAGAAUAUAGUUGUGUCAAAAGGUUAAAUCCCACAUGACCUGUGAAUGUGGUCCAGAGGCCUGCAGCAUGUCAAAGAAUACCAGCAAAAAUGCAAUAGACAACCUGAAUUUCUUAAAGGGAAUGCAACAGAAAUUUUUCUCUUUCAUAUAGCUGGACAACUUGGCUACAUGCUUUUGACCUCCGGUUAAUUUAAUGGAGAUCUGCCUGUCAGGAUAUCAGUUGACUUUAUAAAUCUUGAACCUUUGUCACAAAUGUGCCUUUGAACUUACAGCAAAACAUUUUAUUGUUUAGAAAACUCAACUAUUAAAAAAAAUAACCAUUGAAGAAUCAUGUCCAAAAACUUGGAGAUCAUCAAUUUAUCAUUUUUGUUGGAGCAUGAGAGGGAAAUGAUAAUGGGCGUCUUGAAGAGAGAUGAAUAUCUGAAAAGAGUUGAGGAUAAAAGGAUAAGGAAACUGAAAAACGAGCUGUUAGAAGUGAAAAGGAAAGGUGGAAACCGUCACCGCCAGCAACAGAGCAGCAGGGUCUGUGUUCGUUGUCAGAAAAACCUGGGCUUAAUCUUCGACAGGGGGGACUUGUGCCAAACAUGCAGACUCAGAGUUUGCAGCAAGUGCCGUGUCAUGGGAAUUGAUGGGAGCUGGAAGUGCGCAGUGUGUGACAAGAUUGCACAACUGAGGAUAGUGACAGGGGAAUGGUUUUUUGAAGAGAGGGCCAAGCGCUACAAGCAGUCCAACAUCCUUGGAACUGAUGUUGUCAGACAGUCCAUCCUACGCAAGGUCCCAGAUACAGUUCCCAUUAAGGAUGAAGGAGGAAUGUCUAGAGGUCAAGCGGAAGAGAACAUGCAGAAUGGGCCUGAUAUAUCAGCUUCUUCAACGAGUGCAGGGAAAUCACUCUUCAGUGGACCCAGAAAGAUAGGGAGGGUCCUCAGGGCAGUAACCAAAGGAGAAAUUGCAAUUGGGAAAUCUGACAAUGGAAGAAACAUCAAUUCAGCAGGUGAAACCCAAAGUCUGCAUAAUGACAAGCCUGCUCCUUAUUCAGACAGGGGGAGCACUCAUUCACUGGGCAGUAAUGAUGCGGAGAUCAUACCAGGUAACUUGAAAGGCACAGUGGUUCCAGCAAACCGGAGUAAUGUGUCCACUCCAGUUCAUCAGAGAUCACCAGCACCCAGCACGCGUGGCAUGACUCCAGAUUACAGCAAGGAAGCUGAUUUAGGAAAUGGCACUUCUAUGUCAGGAAGUGAAAGUAUACCUGAAAACUUAGUGAAGAGGCAUUGCAGAAAGACAUCUGGAACACCUUCAAUAGCAGUUUCUAGGGUUUCUCUCUCAUCAGAUCGCAGUAGGUCUGAGAUAGAUUUGAGUGAAUCGUUCUCAGAAGGAAAUGAAGAUACUUUAAGCUUAAGAAGCAAAUCUGUACCUGGAGAUUUGGACCAGGACCUGGAUUACCUGGAUGUGACAGAGGAAGAUAUUGAUGACAUUGCCUCUCAUUACUCAAGGAAGCGUGGACAUUUGUCAAGUGCAUUAUCAGCAAAUUCUCCUACAGGCUCUGACAGGAAGUGGACCUACUUAAAUGUGCCUGAAGCAGAUGGGGAUACUACUAGCAUUAACAGCCUGAUGAGUGUUUAUAGUGAAACUGGGGACUAUGGCAACGUGAAGGUCAGUGGGGAAAUACUUCUUCACAUCAGCUACAGCUACAAAACAGGUGCCCUCAACAUCCUUGUUAAAAGCUGCAGAAACCUGGCCAUAGCAGAUGAAAAGAAGCAAAGGACAGAUCCUUAUGUCAAAGCAUACCUCCUGCCUGACAAGUCCCGCCAAAGUAAACGCAAGACCAAAAUCAAAAGUAACAGCACCAAUCCAGAGUUUAAUGAAACACUAAAGUACGUGAUCAGUCAUACACAGCUAGAGACCAGGACCUUACAGCUGUCUGUGUGGCACUAUGACAGAUUUGGUCGCAACAGCUUUCUUGGGGAGGUGGAUAUCCCCCUUGACUCCUGGAACUUUGAAAGUCAGACUGAUGAAUGGUUUGUGCUCCAACCCAAGGUGGAGAUUGCAGCAGACGUUGGACUUCAGUAUAAAGGAGAGCUGACUGUUGUUUUACGUUACAUUCCCCCAGAGAGAAACUUAAUGCUUCCGCUAGGACAGUUCCAAGGAAAGAAGAGCUUAAAAAAAGGAAAGAAAAGUGACUCUCAUUUGCCAUCUGGAGGUAUAUUGGAGGUCCUGGUUAAGGAAGCCAAGAAUUUAACAGCUGUGAAGUCAGGAGGCUCAUCUGACACAUUUGUGAAAGGAUAUCUGCUCCCAGAUAACAGUAAAGCAACAAAACAUAAAACUCCAAUAAUAAAAAGGAGUGUGAACCCCCACUGGAAUCACACCUUUACUUUCAGUGGCCUGAACCCCAGGGACAUUCACAACAUCUGCCUGGAACUGACCGUUUGGGACAAAGAGUCGUUGUCAAGUAACAUCUUCCUGGGUGGUGUCCGCUUGAGUACUGGACUUGGCUUAAGUAAUGGCAAGGAAGUUGACUGGAUGGAUUCUCAAGGGGAAGAGCAGCACCUUUGGCUAAAGAUGAUUGACAAUCCUGGAACUUCUGUAGAAGGCAUGUUAAUGCUGAGAUCCAGCAUGGGAAAACGCAGACUCUGAGAGGAAACAGCCUGCAGCGAGGACAGGGUUCUGCUGCUUUGAUGACAUGACUCUUAACAACCACUGGCUAGCACAAGUACACCUGAAUUUAGUGGAUUUAUCUAUUGUAACUUUGCACAACUGAAAGUGAGGAAGAAAGACUUUUUUUUUUACCUUGGAUUUUUAGAGUUGUAUUAUAAUGCAUUCUGCACUUUCAUGCAUCCAUCUUUUUCAUCUUAUACCUUUUCCGUACUGAAAAUUCCUCCUGAAGUCAGUGAGGAUCUUGUCUCCAUACAGUGUGCCUCUCUACGAGACACUGUCACCAUAGCAAUGAGCUCCUGCACCGUAGCUUGUUGCUAUGGCGAUGCAACUUUGCUGGGCA
This is a messenger RNA of Gavialis gangeticus (Gharial), 3026 nucleotides long. RefSeq names its product synaptotagmin like 5 (gene SYTL5). Gene Ontology annotation, cellular component: plasma membrane; exocytic vesicle. Gene Ontology annotation, molecular function: neurexin family protein binding; phospholipid binding; small GTPase binding. Gene Ontology annotation, biological process: intracellular protein transport; exocytosis. The transcript has 17 exons. NCBI's taxonomy places the organism in Eukaryota, Metazoa, Chordata, Crocodylia, Gavialidae. The coding region runs from base 365 to 2665 and encodes 766 amino acids. The record is from RefSeq and is a predicted model, not a curated record.